This is a messenger RNA of Penicilliopsis zonata CBS 506.65, 2006 nucleotides long. RefSeq lists its product as hypothetical. NCBI's taxonomy places the organism in Eukaryota, Fungi, Ascomycota, Eurotiomycetes, Eurotiales, Aspergillaceae. The coding region runs from base 426 to 1916 and encodes 496 amino acids. The record is from RefSeq and is a predicted model, not a curated record. The transcript has a single exon.
CGGAGCGGUAAGAGAGAGAGAGAGCACUCUGACUCUGGUUCUGGAGUCUGCUAAUACGGAUAUCCCAGGUGGGCGAGGUGUCGCCAGAAGCCUUACGGGCGUUAUCACAGGUGAAUCGCCCGUGGAACGAGAUUGCCGGGCCUGGCGUCUAUCACACUCUGACUAUCCGCCUCCAACACGGCGAGCCUGAGCCUCAGCGAGUGCUGCAGCUGCUGGAAGCCCACCUCGUGCUGCCGCAUGUCCGACGGGUGAUUCUCAUUACGCGAGAACUCGGUGAUGGAAGGAAAGGCGCGACUCGAGAAGCGUGCGGCAAGGAGGAGAGACUGCAACGAUACCUGGACCAGACGCCUGCCGAGGAUAUCAUCAUCCCUCGAUUGGGUGUCUGGCGAGGGGAUUGGACCGCUAUUGUCCUCCUCGUGCAGCUGAUGGCAGCGCUGCAGCAGUUGGAGAUCCUGGUCCAUGGGAACUACCCGCCAGCGCUGUUGGAUGCCGUCGCCGAGACUCAUCCACGGUGCCGCGUGUCGGUGUUCCCCCUUUGCUCCUUUUCUUCCGAGAAGGAGGAUCUCUCGCGCCGGGAAUGGGUGCAGUCUCCCGUGCUGCACGCCGUCCAGAUCAUCUGCUAUGAGAACCACCACCAGGGGAUCUACACCGAGCAUCCUGACCGCGUGCUGCGGGAUCUGCUAUACCAAUCGCCGCACAUCAAGCGGCUUGCGUUGCAGAUCAGCUCCAAGUAUACGACCAGCUCCUGCCAUGCUUACGCCCGCUGGCUGCAGGCCCGGCCGCGGGAGAGGGAGGAGGUCGAUCUUGAUCCCACCCGGCGCGCGAGACUAGAGGUCCUUUCGUUGCCGUUGAUCACCAAGAUCACCGCCAGCCAGUUCCUCGCGUGGUCCCGGGUCACCGACUUGGGCUGUCUCACUGCAUGGACGGCCGGGGCCGUCGAGGACGUGUCGCUGAUGACGACCAUCGCAGAUCUGAAGCCCUUCCGGGCUCUCGAACGGCUGACGCUGGCCCUGUACCCGCCGGAGAACUCUUCGGCCUGGUUACCAGCAGUCGAAGCCAUGUUUGAUGCGCUUCCGCCGCUGGGUUACCUCUGUCUGCUGGGGACGUACGAUCCGGCGAUGCUCCCUGUCGCGGUGCUGGACCGUCAUGGCGCGACGCUGGCCGAGCUGAAGCUGCACCGCCCCAAGCCACAAUACAUGGAGUACGAGAGCUUCCGACUGGCAAACAAGGGAGGCCAGAUCUCCCCCAUCUUCCCUGCAGACGUGAUUGCGCGCAUGGCGGCCCGGUGUCCCUCGCUGCACACGCUGCGACUCUGUGUGCAACGGUACCGGGGCCACCCGGUCGAGACGGCCGCGUACGAAGCCCUGGGCCUGUUCCCAGCGCUGCGGACGCUGCAUCUUGUGCUCAACUGUCUGCCCGUGGUGCAGGGCGACGGGAGACCCUUCCCGCCGCGCGAGCUGAGCGCGUACGAGCUUGAGACGCUGCCGAGCCCGUGGCAGGGGGUGCACAAGUGGAAGAUCCGCGACUGCGCCAUCAACAGUGCCUUUGACGAGCCGCUGGCCGUGGCCAUCUUCAUGCGCAUCCAGACGGCCCGGCGGCCGAGGGGCCCGCUGCGGCUGCUCCGCCUGCACCCGCUGGCGGGCCAAUGGAGCCAGUAUGAGGCGCCGACGGGCAUCACUCCGUAUGCGCGCCUUGGGGGCGGGGAGAUUCACUACGAUAUGGCCGGCCAGUGGGAGGUCGAGUGUGAGGCGGAUGGCCGACUGAGGGCGGACAAUCGGAGGAAACCCCGUGGCAAAGGAGAGCGUUUGAUGCGCCACGCAGACGUGGACAUCUUCCAGUCGAUCUGGCCGUCGACGGGAAGCAAGAUCUGGCCUUUGGAGUGGCAGAGCUGGCCUCUGAGUGUGCGUGAUACUUGAGGGCUGCUCAAUGGUGGUGAUUCUAUCUGAUUAUACUAUAGACAUUAAUUAAAUAAUACUAUGAGGCAUUAUCAGAAUUUAAUAUAAGUC